AUGCGGCGCUCCAUACGGGUUUUGCGUCACAGGCAGCUGAAUAGCCCCGCCACCCCCGUGCGCCUUCUACGAUUCUCGGUGUUCGUGUCAUCCUGUCCAAGGCAGCAGCAGCAUGCCCGUCGUUUCAUGAGUGACAGCGGCCCAAAUGGCGAUGACGGUGGGAGGGUGAAGGACGACGGGGUGGGUGUUUCCGGUGGAAUGGCGUUGCCUCGCAGUGCGCUGCCGCCGUCCGACUUCCCCGAGCAUAGUUUUCUCAAGUGCAUUGAGAAGGAGAUGCAGGAUGAGGCACUGCGGGUCGACAAGGAGGAGGGGCCGCCGCCGCCGCCGUCCGGGUGGGAAAUGUACCACGCACCAGGGACCAGCGUUUUCUACGGCCGCCGCUGGUGGGUGCCGCCAACGCCUGUCACCCCUACGGAGCCGCGUGCGAUGGAGCGGCACACAAUCCGUGUGCAGCUCACUACGCGGGAUCCCUCGCUUGACCCGGAGUGCGACGUGCGGGGUGAACACUUUCCCUUCUCCCUCUUUGUGCAACGCGUCGUUGGAGGUGCCGGGGCGUCAGAUGUCGUCGUCCAUGGAACUUCCUCCUUCCAGACCAACACCGUCGAGGGAGAAGCGGAGGAGCGCGGCCUGUACGAGCAGAGUAUCGAGGUGCGAGCCGACUUUGUGGAGGGGGAGUUAGUUGUCGACCACGUCGUCUUUCACGGUACAUACACGCCUGCCCCAUGUGCUCAGUCUCCGUUGCCUCCUCACGGCAAGGAGGCACAGUCCCAUGACGUGGGCGGUAACGCCGCCUCUCCUGCCCCGACAGACACCGAGGUGCACUACAACAAUAUCUUCGGCGGUUACCCUGGGCCGAACCUAGACGAGGUGGAGGAGGAGGUGCUUGACGGGAUACAGGCGUGGCUCGCGGAGCGCUGCAUCGACGACCAGUUUGGCGAGUUUGUGGGUCAGUACUCAGUGUGGGUGGAACAGAUGGAGUACGAGCGGUGGCUGCGGCAGCUACGUGAUUUUGUGGCGGCAUAA
This is a messenger RNA of Trypanosoma rangeli, 1023 nucleotides long. RefSeq names its product putative mitochondrial glycoprotein. Gene Ontology annotation, cellular component: mitochondrial matrix. The record is from RefSeq and is a predicted model, not a curated record. Lineage: Eukaryota; Euglenozoa; Kinetoplastea; Trypanosomatida; Trypanosomatidae. Bases 1 to 1023 code for a protein of 340 amino acids. The transcript has a single exon.